Messenger RNA from Mobula hypostoma (lesser devil ray), 1679 nucleotides. It is a transcript of the gene slc30a10, whose product is annotated as solute carrier family 30 member 10. The coding region runs from base 1 to 1236 and encodes 411 amino acids. Gene Ontology annotation, molecular function: zinc ion transmembrane transporter activity. The transcript is spliced from 4 exons. The record is from RefSeq and is a predicted model, not a curated record. Gene Ontology annotation, cellular component: membrane. Gene Ontology annotation, biological process: detoxification of zinc ion; manganese ion transport; zinc ion transmembrane transport. NCBI's taxonomy places the organism in Eukaryota, Metazoa, Chordata, Chondrichthyes, Myliobatiformes, Myliobatidae.
AUGGUCAAGAACUGCCGCAUGAUUUUCAUGCUGGUGAUAACAAGCGGCUUCUUCGUGGUGGAGCUCUUGGUAGGAUAUAUAGGCAAUUCCAUCGCUCUGGUCUCGGACUCCUUCAACAUGUUGUCUGACAUGAUCUCCCUGGGCGUCGGGUUGACCGUGGCCAACGUAUCGAAAAUCAGGAGGCGCCACAACAACACGUACGGCUUUGUGCGAGCAGAGGUGGUAGGAGCUCUGGCCAACGCCGUCUUCCUCUCAGCAUUGACUUUCACCGUCUUCAUCGAGGCGAUCAUCCGCCUCGUCCAUCCGCACAGGAUAGAGGAUGUCGGCUUGGUGCUGGUCGUCGGGGCUCUCGGGCUGGCCGUGAACGUCGUGGGUCUGAUUCUCUUUCAAAAUAGUUGUUUCAGAGGACGGAGAAGCACUCAAACAGAUAGAUUGGGAAAUGGCACAAGAGAACAAAUAGAGAACAAAGGGUCAACAAAUGCUGCGGCUUUAAAUGUCCGAGGUAUCUUUCUGCAGGUAAUGGGUGAUGCAUUGGGAUCUGUUGUGGUGGUAGUCACUGCCACUAUAUUCUAUGUGCUUCCUCUUGACAAAGAUGAACCCUGUAACUGGAAAUGCUACGUCGAUCCAAGCCUGACAAUCAUUAUGGUUGUAAUCAUUAUAUCAUAUGUCUUACCACUUGUAAAAGAAACAGCUAUAAUUUUGCUCCAGAUGGUGCCCAGAGGGAUCGAGCUACAUGAUAUAGAUGAAAAGUUGCGUUCAGUUGAUGGAGUAUAUGGGAUUCACGAACUCCAUAUCUGGGAACUUGCUGGAGGGAAGAAUAUCGCUUCACUUCAUGUGAAAUGCCUGGAUCCUUCUACGUACAAAACAGCAGGGUUACAAAUCCGUGAGGUCUUCCACAAUGCAGGAGUUCACUCUGUAACCAUCCAGGUAGAAUUUUCUGAAGGAGUAAACGAUUCUGACUUAACAUGCAAUUUCCCCUGUAUGUUACCAGAAUGUGAGAAUCAACUGUGCUGCAUUCCACAAAAACAUUAUGAUGUUGAUGUGCAGGGUUACAUAGAGAUGAGUAACAAUCUUCCAGAAGCCUCCUGUAAUGGCCACAGGAGAAAUAGGGUAGAGGAAAAUAACAUCGAAGAAACUUCCAAUAUUUCACCUCACAGUUUGGGAAUACAGGGAGAAAUAAGUGAAGAAAAGGAAGACACAGAUGGACUAUUACAUUUGCAGAGUUCUUCACUGUAGCGAGUGUAUUUCCUUUGACAAUACAGUCAAAUUUCAAAUUAAAGUUGAAUCUAGGGUAGGUACUUUAAAAAAAAUUAAUGUGCUAAAGAAGAGCACAGAAUAGUAAGGUUUGAAGUUUGUUGAGCUAAGGUUCAACUUCCUCAUUAUAGCCAGUUUGAAAUAAGCUUACGGAUAAAAUAGGGUUAAUGGAAAGUGAAGUUAUUUGUAUACCUUUAAUGUUAGGGCUAAGUGACUAUGAAAUUUGUGAAGGAUGUUAAGCUAUGUUUUUGCCUCUUACAAUCUUUAAUUUACAUACUAAAUCUGAAUGAAAUCUUUAGCUAUACCUAAUUUUAGUUGAAAUGAAAUGUCCAGCCAAGGCAGUUGCAUCAGAUUUACUGCAAUGGAUUACUGGUUUGAAAACUGAAAUAAAAAAUGCUCAGAAAUUUUCCAGGUUGUGUAGUCAA